UUGCACGAUAGUCUCAACAGUGCGGUAAGCUAGCCUAGAAUGGCCGUGGUAUUUGCAUCUUGCAAGGUGUACGUUCGUUGCCUAAGCUCACUGUUCUCCUGAUCCGACGCCCUACAGCCCCGCGGUCCUGCAUUGCCACGCAUAGCUGUGCGCGAUCGUCUGGACCUUUUGAUUCCUGACCUUCACACCACGCUUUCCAGCAUUUUCAAUACUCCACUCUCCAGAUUCGGUAGGACGAUCCCCUCUGACCUGAUUCGGCGGAGAUAUGGUCAAUAAUGGGGUUUCGCGAGGUUGUGAAACCUGCAAGCGACGACGCAAAAAGUGUGACGAGGCUCGGCCAGUGUGUGAACGAUGCAAACAAGCGGGACUUCACUGUUCGGGAUACAAGGAUGAUGCAGACCUCAUCUUUCGGCCAUACGAGGGCUCUUACCAAUAUCAGGCGGGUUCUGUUGCAACCUCCGAGGAGCAGUACAAUAGUUCCGACAGUACAAAGAAUCCUAGUGAGGCCUCGGACGCCAUCUCACCAGACUCACAAUACGACGAAGAGCAGAUUGACAAGCAUGCACUUCAGACCUUCUUCGUAGACUACUGCGUUUCUUCGGCCGAUCGAUCUCUAUCCAGAGGAUACCUCGAUGGGCUGCAGACUCUGCUAUUUCAUGCGGGGCCCCAGUCUGAAGUUUCACAGGCUGCUAAGAUUGUGGCACUAGCAAACUUGGGCAAAAAGUCGAACAGUCCAUCUCUUCUGGAAAGGACGCGAUUACUCUAUUCUCGGCUCCUACAUUCCUUCCAGAGAACUAUUUCAAAUCCCUCAACGUCAUCAACGAUUGAAUCAUUUAUGACUGCUGUGCUUCUUGGCUUGUACGAGAUGAUCUCCGCCACAGAAUCUGAUCAUGGUAAACAUGGAGCCCAUAUCAGAGGAGUAUCGGCAAUUUUGAGUACUGGAGAAUCUCGACUGGAUUUGGUCAACGGAGUGAAAGUAUUUCAAGUUGCGGAUCCACAAUUGAUAGGCGUUCCUACAAAGCAACCUGAAGCCCUCCAGGGUAUCCUCGGUGCCCCAGCAUUGAGUCCUUUUGUUCAAAGUCUCGAUUCCAUCUUUGUCAAAAUGCGGCCACUUAUAUCGAGAAUCGAGGCCCUCGUUACGUGCACUUUGACCCACUGCGAUGACAUCCAAUUUCUUAAAGCCGCUGCACUUGACAUAAAUGCAGAUCUCUCGAGAUGGCAGGACAGCCAACUGAGAGAAUGGAAGCCAACAUCAAUCGGCUUUUGGAGCUGCUGCGAUGAUGUAUCGGAUGAUUCUAUAUUUUGGCCUGGACCGGUUGACGGCUAUUUUGAUCCCUACGUGGCUGCUGUGUGGAAUACGUGUUACAAAGCUCGUCUGAUCGCACUCGAGUUUAUUGUUCGAUGUUCGUUGUUGCUGCACGACGGAGAUACACACAAAGAAGAGCAUGCCGAAGCUCAGAAACUGACAGGAAAAAUGCUUUCAUCCAUUCCAUAUCUCUUAUUGAGGGAUCCAAAAAGUGUUAUAUCGGGCCCUCGAGAAUUCCAAGAGCCUGGGCGACCGUUUGGCGGCUUAUUACUUAUGCACCCACUGUAUGUGGCCACAAAGGUGUCGGUGGUGCCAGCGCCCGUACAGGCACACAUGUCGAAAUGCCUUGCAUGGAUCGGGAGACAUAUGAAUAUCGGCCAAGCCACCUUGCUUUCAAUGGCAUCCAAUCCUGUUCCGGCCCAGUUCGUGGUCGAUGGCCACACUCUUCUCUGGGCGGGUAUGCUCACCCAACCGGCUUGAAAAAGAAAACUCCUGCGCUCAGGUAUAUAUUAUAUCCGCUCCUCCCAGAGUGAGCCUUUUCCUACGCCUACCUUUCCGACUAUCCCCCGGAAUAUUCUACCACCUUGACAGAUCACUCACUGAGUUGUCCAGCACAAUGGAGAAUGGCUAUGAAAGUCCUAUGCGGAGAAACAGGACUUGAGUUAGGGCAUGAUGGAUCCGGGCUAAGUGGCUGGGCAGGACAAGAAGAAAGCAGAUUGCUGGAGGUGUGACCCGCGCAGGGAGCAUGUUGCGAUCGUUGUGCCUCGUGAACCACUCUCAGCUCGACUCAGGAGCUCCCCUCUGCGGAAAUUCCACUGAGUCCUGCGUGUAGAAAAGGAUGGGCUCGCAUUUGAAGCAUCUAUCCCUCUUCAAUGGCCAAAGUAUCGAUGGUCUGCAUGGCCUCAUUGCUGACAAGGGGAUUCAGUUAGGGCUGCCAAGGCUAAUAGAGCAGGUUGCCAAUAGAGGUUGUUCGGAAUGGCAGAGAGCCAAAAAGAUUAGGGGCGAGUGCCCAUAAUAAACUCUUCAAUUAGGCGAUGACCACUUAAUA
Molecule: messenger RNA, 2354 nt
Organism: Exophiala oligosperma
Lineage: Eukaryota; Fungi; Ascomycota; Eurotiomycetes; Chaetothyriales; Herpotrichiellaceae
Exons: 7
Coding region: 266-1786 (506 amino acids)
Biological process (GO): regulation of DNA-templated transcription
Molecular function (GO): zinc ion binding; DNA-binding transcription factor activity, RNA polymerase II-specific
Source: RefSeq, a predicted model, not a curated record